UUUUUUUUUUUCUGCGCGCUGUUCCAGUAGUUGGAGUUCUUGUACAACCCGAGCGCGUGAAGGGAGAGAGGGAGCAGCUGAGUGCGCAAACAGAGGCAGAAACAUUAGGUUAUCUCCUGACACUAUCAGACCUGUCACUUUUACCGCGCGCAGGCAAGUCCUGUCUUCUCCGAGAAGUCCACAGCAGCAAGAAGGGAGAGCCCUCUGGUCCUGGUCCGGUCUGCUGAGCUCGCGCAACCGCCUGCCCUGUCUGUCUGUCUGUCUGCGGGUGAAGCGAAGAAGUCCCGAACGCGCUCGUCUCAGCGGGCAUGAGCUAACCUACGAGUCGGACAUGGAGACCAAACCGUUCCUGUCAUUGGGGUUUUUGAAGCCCCAGUGCUCAUUGGCUCCUCCCAUGCAGCGAGGUCGUUCGUCAGAGGCAUGUUCGUGUUUCAGCGGAAUGUGUCCCCUCCAUCAGCGACGCCUGUCCUCAGAUUCAUCGGGACAGAUGACCUCAUCUCCCCUGGGCUCGCCGACAUCCCACCGAGGAAUGCACCCCCCUUUGCUGAGCCCAACCUCCAUGGGGCCCUCUGGCUCUUUGCACUCUCCUAUCAGCACCCUGAGUUCACCGAUGAAUGGCCUGGCGUCUCCGUUCUCUGUUAUUAGCUCCCCCAUGGGACCUCACUCUAUGAACUCACCUGGCAUGGGAUACGGGCCCAGCGUAAGCCCCCAGAUGUUUCAGCUGAACUCUCCGAUGAACUCGGUCAGCAGCACGGAGGACAUUAAGCCCCCGCUGGGCCUCAAUGGUGUGAUGAAGGUUCCAGCCCAGCCCUCGGGCACCAUCCUGUCACUCACUAAACACAUCUGCGCCAUCUGCGGCGAUCGCUCUUCAGGAAAACACUACGGCGUGUACAGCUGCGAGGGCUGCAAAGGCUUCUUCAAAAGGACGGUGCGCAAGGACUUGACCUACACCUGUCGCGACAACAAAGACUGUGUGAUCGAUAAACGCCAGAGGAACCGCUGUCAGUACUGCCGCUACCAGAAGUGUUUAGCCAUGGGCAUGAAGAGAGAAGUUUUGUUACAUGCAGCCGUUCAGGAGGAGCGCCAGCGGGCCAAGGAGAAGAGUGAGAACGAGGUGGAGUCCACCAGCUGCGUGAACGAGGACAUGCCCGUGGAGAAGAUCCUGGAGGCCGAGGAGGCGGUGGAGCCCAAAACCGAGACCUACAUYGAGAGCAACCUUGGUGUGCCGUCCAACUCGCCCAACGACCCGGUGACGAAUAUCUGUCAGGCAGCUGACAAACAGCUCUUCACCCUGGUGGAGUGGGCCAAGAGGAUCCCCCACUUCUCCGAGCUGCCGCUGGACGACCAGGUCAUCCUGUUACGAGCAGGUUGGAAUGAGCUCCUCAUUGCAUCAUUCUCACACCGUUCGAUCGCUGUCAAGGAUGGGAUUCUGCUGGCGACGGGGCUGCACGUCCACCGCAACAGCGCCCACAGUGCAGGGGUGGGAGCCAUCUUUGACAGAGUGCUCACAGAGCUGGUGUCAAAGAUGAGAGACAUGCAGAUGGACAAGACCGAGCUGGGGUGCCUUCGAGCCAUCGUUCUUUUCAACCCAGAUUCUAAAGGCCUGUCCAACCCAGGUGAAGUGGAAGCCCUGAGAGAAAAAGUCUACGCGUCUUUAGAGGCUUACUGCAAACAGAAGUACCCCGAACAGCCGGGCAGGUUUGCUAAGCUUUUGCUACGGUUACCAGCCCUGCGCUCCAUCGGGCUCAAGUGUCUGGAGCACCUGUUCUUCUUCAAACUGAUCGGCGACACGCCCAUCGACACCUUCCUCAUGGAGAUGCUAGAAGCCCCUCAUCAAAUGACAUAAUAGCAGUAAAUCCUCCCCAAAUCCCACCCGGACCACCACCCAUCCACCGUCCCGCCCCUCUCCUCCCUGAGUCGAGGACAAGAUCACAACAAGACUCUGGGUGGACCCUGCCCUCCUCCCCACCUCUUCAUCCCCUCCGUCCACCUGACUUUCUUAGAUGGGUUUUAAAAAGGAGACAUCCAUGAAACUUUGUACAAAUCUAUAAAUAAGAAGUAAAUACAUAUAUAUAAAGAUGAGACAACAGCAACACGAGUGACAGCGGGGGAUUGAAACGAGGACGACAGAAUUAUUGAGCCACCGUUCUCUUCCCUGAAAACCCCGCCCACAACAUAAAAAGCAGGGAUGAUCAGGUCUUAAUGCCCUCAGUGAAACCUACACCAAAAACUGAUGAUGUCACAAACGGGACAAUCCUAGACUUUUAUUUUAUUUUUAUUUUUUGGAGCCUCUGGACUGUUUUUGGACUUGAGCCUGAGCCUGCUUCAUCAGGAACAGAUAAACAAAAGAAGGUGGGGGCGAAACAAAACAAAAUACAUCCAUCUGCUCAACGGAGCGUGUCUACUCGGUCCGACUCACAUGUCAGAUUUUGCACUAGCUGUUUUUUUUUUUAAUUGUAUUUUUUUUUAAGCGUGAGCUUGCCGAAGCAGAACUCAAAAAGGUGGCUUCAGGAGAUCCGCAAGUUCUCACAAAGCUCAGGUCUCCGCCCAAUUCCAACCGAUCCGCCCACGUCUUACUGUAUGAACACUGUGCUCCGUCGGGGGAGGACGUCUCAUCAGUCCACCGAUCAAACAGCAGCCCCGUCGACUACAACUCACAGCGACUCGCUGCACCCAGAAGCUAAUCAGAAUUAGCUUCAUGCUACGCGAGCGCCGCCGGAGUCUCUGGAAGACUCUCGUCAGACGCGUCUCCCCCCCGGUGGUCCCGGCAGCCUGGCUGGAGAAGUGACUCCACGGUUUUCAAAUAAGAGGAAAUGCUCUUUUUUGCUUUUUGAGUUGACGUCCUCCCCUGCCUCUCAUUUCACGUCAGUUUUAUCGCAGCAGAAACUCACCUUCCCACCAACGCCUCAGAACUACCUGGAUAAAAAGCUCCAGCCGCAACACAGUAUUGAAACCAGUUCACUCUUACGGCAGCAMUGCACAAAUACCUCCAUCUCCAUCACUCGUACACUCAUUUAGACGUCAUUUAUACGCAGGAGAAGCGCUUUGUUUUGCUGCAGCAGAGCCGUGAUUGUUUGUUUGUUUGUUUGUUUAUUUGGCACUUAACCUCAUGACAGUGGAGUCUGGUUUCUUGAACGGUGUGAUCGACCUCUGAGGUGGAUCUAAUUAUUGUUUUUUUUUUCUGUUUGUCAGAGCGCCUCUGUAUCUUUUCCUCCUCACAGGAUCCCUCACUCUGUGCACUUCUCCAGACAACCAAGUGUCAAUCAAGUUGAACUGAAACGUUUAAGAUCUUUAUCAUGCAGAGAUGUGUUUUAUUGUUUUAUUUCCUGCUUUCUCUCUCUCUCUAUCUCUCUAAAUGCUGCAGCUGCUUCAAAACUAUGCAUCGCGUGCAUUUCCAAAGAUUGUCCACUGAGCAGCUUCGUCGGUCGUGUUUAUGAGGCGGGCGUCCACGUUUCUUCACACGUUUGAUUUUUUUUUUUCCAUCCUGUUCUGGUUUAUYCUCCCUCGACUAAAGCGAACCUCGGUGUGUCUUAGUGGCUUUCAGCAGAACUUAAUAUUCAUUUUAACAGAAUAUAUUCACCGCAACACUA
Messenger RNA from Austrofundulus limnaeus, 3590 nucleotides. It is a transcript of the gene rxraa, whose product is annotated as retinoid X receptor, alpha a. Gene Ontology annotation, biological process: regulation of DNA-templated transcription. The record is from RefSeq and is a predicted model, not a curated record. The transcript is spliced from 11 exons. NCBI's taxonomy places the organism in Eukaryota, Metazoa, Chordata, Actinopteri, Cyprinodontiformes, Rivulidae. Gene Ontology annotation, molecular function: sequence-specific DNA binding; zinc ion binding; nuclear steroid receptor activity. Bases 332 to 1846 code for a protein of 504 amino acids. Gene Ontology annotation, cellular component: nucleus.